Messenger RNA from Pediculus humanus corporis (human body louse), 471 nucleotides. RefSeq lists its product as uncharacterized. The coding region runs from base 1 to 471 and encodes 156 amino acids. Lineage: Eukaryota; Metazoa; Arthropoda; Insecta; Psocodea; Pediculidae. The record is from RefSeq and is a predicted model, not a curated record. The transcript has 2 exons.
AUGUCGAGCUUCGAUAAUAAUAGUUUACCUGUAUUUAAAAAUCAAGCUAGUAGGAUUAUUGAUUCUGUAGUGAGUUACAACUUUUUGAAUCAUUCAUCAAGUUUUCCUUUGCCCUACAAUGGAAGGAUAAAAGAAAUUAUAGAUCCUAGUUUUACCAAAAUGGAAAAAAUUGAAACUCCUUUAAUAAAUACUGGAAUUAUGGAUAUCGAACUUCCAUGUAUUAUUAAACAAGAAAAAACAGAUCCCAUAAAUAAUAUUCAAGGAUUAAAAGAUAUAAUCGCUGAAGGUAAAUCCUUUUCAGCAGAGGGGUAUUUAAAUGAACAAUUGAAUAUUCUUAAUUGGGUACCGCCUCAAACAAAAGCAAGAGGAAGAUUAGCUCCUAAAUCUGUCAUUAAAAUGGAAGAAGAAAGGAAAAAAUUAAAAAAAAUUAUGAAUGAAAGAGUACAAGAAUGCAUUAAACAACAAAGUUAG